Molecule: messenger RNA, 4103 nt
Organism: Vollenhovia emeryi
Lineage: Eukaryota; Metazoa; Arthropoda; Insecta; Hymenoptera; Formicidae
Product: WD repeat-containing protein 20
Exons: 3
Coding region: 1-2082 (693 amino acids)
Molecular function (GO): protein binding
Source: RefSeq, a predicted model, not a curated record
AUGGCUGUGCAGCUGGACGGAGGAGGGAAGGAGGACCUGAAAACACAAUUCGUCACGCGGGAGGGCACCUACAAGCUGAUGACCCUGUCGGAGUACUCGAGACCGAACCGAGUCGGCUACACCAACAGCCAGGGCAGCGCGUCCGUCAGGGUGUCCUUCGUCACGCUGCCGGACCCAGCGGACCCCACGGGCGCGCAGGGCCUCGGCGACCGAAUGUGCUUUAACUUCGGCAAGGAGCUCUACGUCUACGUCUACCGCGGCGUCAAGAAGGCCGUGGACUUGAACAAGCCGGUGGACAAAAAGUUAUACAAGGGAACUAAUCCGACCUGCCACAAUUUCAAUCAAACGACAGCGACGGCCGACAGCGCGCCGUUGCUGGUGGGAUUCUCCACGGGGCAGAUACAGCUGAUCGACCCAAUAAAGAAGGACAGUUCCCAGCUCAGCAAAUUGUACAAUGAAGACAGGCUGAUAGACAAGAGCAAGGUGACAUGCAUAAAGUGGGUUCCCGGGUCGAACAACCUAUUCCUGGUCUCGCACAGCUCCGGCCAGCUGUACCUCUAUAACGAAGAGCUGCUCUGCGGCACCACCGCGCCGCACUAUCAGUCCUUCAAGUCGGGGGACGGAUACGCCAUAUACACCUGCAAGACGAAAUCCACGAGGAACCCGCUGUACCGGUGGGUGAUAGGCGCGGAGGGAUGUUGUAUAAAUGAAUUCGCCUUCAGUCCUUGCGGCACGAACCUGGCAGUGGUGUCGCAGGAUGGAUUCCUGCGUGUUUUUCAAUACAAUACUAUGGAGCUGGUCGGCUCGGCGAGGAGCUACUUCGGCGGUUUUCUGUGCGUGUGCUGGUCGCCGGACGGACGUUACGUGGUGGUGGGCGGCGAGGACGAUCUGGUGACUAUCUGGAGCUUCCACGAGAAGCGGGUGGUGGCGCGGGGUCAGGGUCACCACAGUUGGGUGAGCGUGGUCGCCUUCGACCCGUACACGACGUCCUACGGCGACCACGAUCCCGACUUCAGCGGCUCGGACGACGAGACGAUGCCGCACAACAAUCACAAUCACUUCCACGAGAAGUCGCAUCGGCUGUCGACGACCUCGCAGAGCGGCGGCAUUCACUCGAAUCGCAAUUCCUGCGGCUCCGAGCUGAGAAUGUCGGGCGGCACGUGCUACAGGUUAGGCAGCGUGUCGCAGGACACCCAACUGUGCCUAUGGGACAUCACGGAGGACGUGCUGCGGCAGCCGGUGUGCGCCAAGCAGAGGCCCUCGGCGACGUGCAGCACCAGCGGCGGCACGCUGUCGUCCUCGGGCACGUUCAACAGCGGCAACGGGGCGGCGACCACGGCGAACCACCAUUCGAACUCGAAUGCUAAACAUAAUAACUCGAAUAAUGUAAACUUCAAAGAGAACGCGAGUGGUAAUAGCGAGACGAGUAACAAUAGCACUAGCACGAACGCCGCGGUGGCGACCGUCAAUUCGCUGACGCAGAGGCUAGCGGGACUUGGCUUCGGCGAGCGUAAGGGUGAUAAUCACAAGAGAAACUUUAGCCUGACGAUGCGGGGUGGCGGUGGUGGCGGUGGCGGUGGCGGCGGUGGUGGUGGCGGCGGUGGCGGCGGCGGCACCGGUGCGACGGCGACGGCGGCCAAUAACAGCGUGACGACGGUCGUGCAGAACAAUGGUGGCGACAAGGCGAGCACCGGCAACUCGACGAGCACGACGAGUAGUAGCCUGAACAACAGUGUCGGUGGGGGUGGUUUAGUAGGUGGGACGGGAAGUAAAAAGGUUAGUUCGGUGAUGGACGAUCCCAUGAGGUUGAUAGGGACCGCCUGGUGUCCCAGGUUCGACGAGUGCCCGGUCCUCGAGCCGCUGGUGUGCAAGAAGCUGGCGCACGAGAGACUGACUGAAUUAGUGUUUAGGGAAGAUUGCUUCGUGACGGCGUGUCAGGAUGGAUACGUGUACACGUGGGCGAGGCCCGGCCACAUGGUAGGUCCUCUCACGAUAAGCAGCACCCUGCACAGGCCAUCACACCAUCAUAGCAACAACCCCUACACUAGUAAUAUCAAUUCCAUGCGGUGUAACGAGCUCUGAUGUAACCCGUUAUUUCCAAAUCUAGCAAGUCCGUCGAGUAGAGUCUGUUGGUCGGGUGACCCGAGAAUUCUGUACAUAUAUACGUAGAGUGUAGAAUCGGAAAACGGCGUUAUCGUUGACAGAGGUGGCACGGGAGAGUCUUGUGAUCCUUUCCGAUCGUCCUCCUGUCGCCUGCCGCGGUGGCAGGUUCGAGACAAAUGAAUUGUUCUGGCUUGGAAGUAUUACAACAGGAUACAUUUGACGAAUUCGGUAUUACCUUGCCGGGUGUUUGAUACGACCAUCGCGUCGCUGUUAUUUAAGUUUUAUAUAUUACAAUCAGUAUAUAUUUAAUCUUAGAGAGAGAAUCCCCUAUUCACAUUUAAGUCUACGACCUUAGGGUGUAUAAUUGCGUUUCAAUUAGUAUUGGGAGGUGCCAUCGUAGAGAGAAAGAGCAUUGAGGAUUCUUUUCUUUUUUGUUUUGUUUUUUUUUUUUAGUAUUUUUCUCUAAGUUUAUAUUGUGUAUAUACAAUUGCAGACGUACAUGGACGGGCGAUACUAUGAGUGAACGAGUUUGUAGUUGAAAGUUACACGUACUAUCGGGCUCCUGAAUUUUCGUAGGGUAUCUUUUCGAUUUCUUUUUUCUCUUGACGCGCCGGAUAUUCUUCAAUUUUUCCGCGUAAAUACGACGAACAUCUCUCGGACAGUCUCGCCUUUUACUCAGGACAUUCCAUUAGAUCGGAUAAAUUGGCGACAAAUUUUCGAAUACAAAUCUACCACCCGAGAUGCAUGAAAACAGACAUUUCAAGUUAAGUAGUGUAGAGCGCGCACACAUAUUCUUAUGAUAUCUGUUUUUUUUUCUCCUCGGAUGCAUUAUGAUAUUAAUAUACCCAUACAGCACCAAAGCUUUCAGAAACAUUUCAGAAAACAUUGCAAUGUUGCAAUGUCGUACUGCAUUCUUCAAGCAAUAUGGAUCUCACGUCAAAGCACACAAUCGUUACUGAAAAAGAAACAGUUCGUUACACAAGUACGCGUUUUAGCGAAGGGAUUACAACGCGAAAAAUGCUAAAGCCCGACGAUAAGAAAAAGGCGGUGAGUAUAAUAUUGGAUCACAUAAGAAAGAACCCAAAAACAAGCCCAGAGAAGAUUCAGGCCGCACUCAAAGAUCGCCUAAACAUACCAGUUAGUUCAAUGCUGCUCUCCAAGUGGGUCUACAAAGUUAGGAAAAGCGAAGGGAUUCCAAUGCGAAGAAAGUUAAAGUCCAACGAAAAGGUAAAGGCGCUAAGUAUUAUAUUGGAUCACAUAAAAAAGAACCCAAAAGCAAAAGUAUCUGAUAUUCAGGCCGCACUCGAAGAUCAACACCAAAUAACAGUUAGUUUAUCGGCGGUAACAUUGUGGACUAAAAAAAAUUAGGAAAGGCGAAGGGAUUACAACGCGAAGAAUGCUAAAGCCCGACGAUAAGAAAAAGGCGGAAUGUUUCUGAAAGUUUUGGUGCUGUGUGGGUAGUCUUCGUUAAUAAUUUUUUGUUUUGCGAGAAACGGAUGAGCUUUAAUUUAUCUUAGAUGUUAUCAAUUCUAUGAUACCUCGUUAGUGCAUGCGCUGCGAAUGGAAGAGAGGGACACGAUGCUUAAAGUUCAUUCAUAGUAUAGGCUGUCGUUGAUAUCUGUGCCUAAUGAUGGUCUGGUCAAGAUAUAUCCUCGCGAUGAACAUUGCAGAAUUACGCGAGCUACGUAGGAUAGCGAUCGAGUACCGAUAUAUUUAUGUUUUUGGUUUGCAUCCUCGGAGAGCAAUGUUGUUUGAGCCCCCUACGGGGUCUCGUGACAGGGCAGGCCCCUUUAUCGAAGGAAACCUUCUUUCUAUCUUCUUGUAAAGUGUUAUCUAGCUUUAGCCGACCAUUGAUGGAGAGCCAACGAGAGAAAACAAAUUAUUUAGCCAAACUGUCGUCUCCUCAGACCUUACGAUACAAGAUGCGAGAACAUUUAAUCCUUUGUUGAAAAAACGAUGAAUUUUGCCUUGUUGUACAAUAAAGCGAAAAUUUGAAUGAA